Messenger RNA from Heteronotia binoei (common prickly gecko), 2498 nucleotides. It is a transcript of the gene MEIOB, whose product is annotated as meiosis specific with OB-fold. The record is from RefSeq and is a predicted model, not a curated record. The transcript is spliced from 13 exons. Gene Ontology annotation, molecular function: single-stranded DNA binding; single-stranded DNA 3'-5' DNA exonuclease activity. Gene Ontology annotation, biological process: resolution of meiotic recombination intermediates. Lineage: Eukaryota; Metazoa; Chordata; Lepidosauria; Squamata; Gekkonidae. The coding region runs from base 22 to 1476 and encodes 484 amino acids.
CUGCAGUUUCAGGAGUGAAUAAUGGCAUACCCCUUUUCAGCACCAUCGAGCUUUGUGGCCAUUGCAGAUCUUCACCCAAAUCUGGCCCGUCCUAGUGUAAUUGGUGUGGUGAUUGGGAAAACAGAUGCAAAAGGCUUUCCAGACAGAAAAAACAUUGGUGCAGAAAGAUACACUUUUGGUUUUACUGUACGUGAUUCGCCAUCUUACUUCAUAAACGUAAAUUCUUGGGGAAGAGAGGAAUACGUUAAAUCGCUUUCAGAAAGUUUUAGAGUCGGUGACUGCGUCGUCAUUGAAAACCCUUUAGUACAGACAAAAGAAGUAGAAAAGGAGGAAAAAUUUAACCCUUCAACACCAAGCUGUUACAAGCUACUGCUUAGCGAGACUCAUUCAGUGGUCAAAAUCUGUUCUCGCUGUGAAGUGGACACCAACCUGCUGUCGCUGUUGAACGUGCCUGUGAAGGAACCUCACGAUUUUUACUCACUGGGGGACAUUGCAGCCAACGGGCAGAGUUUGGACGGGAGAAUCAUCAACAUACUUGCUGCUGUGAAGUCGGUCGGCGAGCCAAAGUUUUUCACCACUUCGGACAGGCGAAGAGGUCACAGAUGCGAAGUGCGGCUGUUUGACGAAACUCAGUCUUCCUUCGUGAUGAUAUGCUGGGACAAUGAAUCUAUCCAGCAUGCACAGAGCUGGAUGCCUCGAGAAACAGUAAUCUUUGCAGCAGAUGUGAAAAUAAACUUCGACAAAUUUAGGAACUCCAUGGUUGCAACUGUAAUCUCCAAAACCAUUAUUACUCCUAAUCCUGAUACACCAGAAGCAAAUAUUCUUCUCAGCUUCAUCAGAGAGAGUGCAGAAAUGUUAGCUCUGGACGAUGAAAUAGGAGAUCAGUUCAGAGAGCCCGUAAAUUUACAGACAAUAGCUGAGGUUUACACAGUGGAGCAGUUAAAGACAAAAGCUUUACAAGACGAGGGGAAACCAGAACCUUUCUAUGGCAUUAUUUUUGCCUACAUUUCCAUGCUGAAUAUUGAUAGCGAAACAGCUAAAAUCAUACGGAACAGAUGUGCCAGGUGUCAAUAUGUGAUCAACGAAACAACCAACGGGUGCUCUUUCUGUAGUGGCUUUCCCUCCUCCUCAGACGUACCAGCCUUCCCCAGCUUUCAUCUACUGGUUGAUCUGACCGACCACACAGGCACUCUCCCUUCCUGCAGCCUCUCAGACACCGUGGCUGAAGAAACUUUAGGCUGCACGGUUCAGGAGUUCCUGGCUCUGACAGAGGCUCAAAAGACAGCAUUAAAAUGGCAACUCCUUUUGGAGCGAAGUAAAAUCUAUUUCAAAGUUAUUCUUUCGCCCAGUUCAAGGAGUGGACUGAGAACAAGUCUACUUUCCUGCAAACUAGCCGAUCCUAUAGAAUCGAGCCUAAAUUUGAUCAGAAAAGAAAUACCCCACAUGCCUGCCAAGCAGCUAGAAGGACUUUGUUAAACAGGUUCACAGAAUGUUCAAAUUAAAUUCUCAAAAAAAAGGGGGGGGAUGUUGGCUGCCACUGCAGUGGGCUGAAAUAUACUGAAAUGCUUUGACCCCUUAACAUGUAUAUUGUUUCUGGAAGAAUAUGUUUAAGAAACUGUUUUGUCUUCAUGUCUUUCCUCACAGCAAGGUGUUCAAAUUUCUGUUAACUUUAAGCCCUUUAACUAAGGAAGUUGCAUUUCAUUAAUAAGGCAUUUCAGAAAAAUGUAUGCAAAUGGAUAGAAGUUAUUUUGCUCUGUAAGGAUUUUUUUUUAAAUGUCACGUUUUCUAUAAGAAGCAGGGACACAAAACUUUGUGUUUGUGUAGUAUGGUAACUGAUGUGAAUUAACAUUGAUUUUAUGUCUCAUAUCAGGCUAUGAAGUCAGCGGCUGACCUCUGGCUGGUCGCCUUCUCCACCACCACAACUCUUCUCAGUUUGUAGUACAUGAUAAUAUUGAUCUAGUUUGCAACUGUGAGGAUAAUUCUGCCAGUGCAGGUGGAGUGCUUUGUCUACCAUAAAUAGUGGGGUUUUGUUUGUUUACAAGCCAAUAAGCAAAGAAUACAAUAAAUAGUCUACUCUUUAUUAUGACUGAAAAAGGAAGUUUUCAUUUAUACCAUCAUAUUUAAUACCAUGGCCAAAGUGUUUUCUACAUCAAAUUCUUUAUUUACGUACAUUUUAAUGUAAUCUUUCAAACAUACUCUGUUUAAGAAGGCAUCCAAGUGUGUGCAUGCUAACACGACAGAAAGUAAUAUUUCCUUCAUUGUUUGGCUGUAUUUUCAAGAAAGGCCACAGUGAGGUUUGAUAUUAUUAUUGACAGUGAAACUGUUCAACUUUGCUCAUUCAAACAGGGGCAGGUGAGCAGCAGCCGCUCCUACAUUCUCUCUUCUUGGGUUACACAAAGAAAGGUGCGGCAGAGAGAGGAGUCUGGGCUCAUCUCCCCAUCCUGGGGUGGGGGAGAACAGGCCCUGUUCUUGCAGGCUUCCAAAGUGCUCGGCCUCUU